Messenger RNA from Carica papaya (papaya), 2460 nucleotides. The record is from RefSeq and is a predicted model, not a curated record. Lineage: Eukaryota; Viridiplantae; Streptophyta; Magnoliopsida; Brassicales; Caricaceae.
AAACUCAUUGAGUUAGCUCGGAUUAGAAACUCAGGGAGUCUAUUCGGAACAGGAACACUAACUCACUGUACACAGGGUGUGGUGAGAGAAGAGGGCCAUUUGUCUGUGUUUGCCGUUCAUGGCAAGCACCAUUUCUCUGCAGAUAACAUCACACCUGCAUCUAGCAUUUGUGCUUGGUUGUUGGUGCACAAAAGAUUGAGCUGUGCGGUGGCUAGGGUUGUGCCCGAAUGGAGAUUAGGGCACCAUUGGUCGACAAAGACCAUCUGGGCUGGCGAACUGGAUCUGGCAAUGAAGUUUGAAUGUGCAGAGGGUGCCACAGAGUUCACUAUUUCCCUUCUUGAAUCUUUGGUCACUGAUGAGUCCAGAGUUGUCUCAGAACUCCAUAAUCUUGUUGAUGCAUUGGCAAAGCUUGCUGCCAAACCUGGUUCUCUGGAGUCUUUGCAGCAACUAAUUGAGAUUAUCAGGAAUCCAGUUUCAAGCGCUGCUGCUCUCUCUGGUGUUACCGUUGGAAAAGAGGAUAAAGCUAGGCAAUCAAGAGACAAAAAGGCACCUGGUCACACUACAGCAAACAGAGAGGAGAAUAGCAGUGUAGAGCCUUUGGAUCCAGAUCCUGCUGGGUUCCGGGAGCAGGUCUCCAUGUUGUUCGCAGAAUGGUACCAGAUAUGUGAACUUCCUGGGACAAAUGAUGCAGCUUGCACCCAUUUUAUUUUACAGUUGCAUCAAAAUGGACUACUUAAGGGGGAUGAUAUGACAGAACGCUUUUUCCGCAUACUAACAGAACUUUCCGUUACUCAUUGCAUUUCUAAUGAGGUGCUUAAUGGUCCAUUGCAAUCACCUCAGCAAGUGCAGAGUCUAUAUCUUGCUAUUGAUAUAUAUGGGAAACUGGUGUUUUCAAUCUUGAAGUUUUGCCCAAUGGAGCAGGGAUCGAGCAAACUCUUCCUCAUGUCAAAGAUUUUGACUGUGACCGUGAGAUUCAUUCAAAAUAAUGCUGAGGAGAAGAAGUCAUCUUUUAAUCCGAGACCCUAUUUCAGAUUGUUUAUUAACUGGUUGCUAGACCUUGGUUCCUUAGACCCUCUUACAGACAGUGCAAACUUUCAAAUUUUGACUGCUUUUGCAAAUGCAUUCCAUGCUUUGCAACCUCUUAAAGUUCCUGCAUUCAGCUUUGCAUGGCUCGAGUUGGUGAGUCAUAGGAGUUUCAUGCCGAAAUUACUCACAGGAAAUGGUCAGAAGGGUUGGCCAUACGUCCAGCGCCUUCUGGUAGACUUGCUUCAGUUCCUGGAGCCAUUUCUGAGACAUGCUGAGUUAGGAGUGCCGGUCCACUUUCUUUAUAAGGGUACACUGAGGGUGCUGUUGGUGCUACUUCAUGACUUCCCUGAGUUCCUCUGUGAUUAUCAUUUUACUUUCUGUGAUGUAAUACCCCCAAGUUGCAUACAAAUGCGUAAUAUCAUUCUCAGUGCUUUUCCUCGCAAUAUGAGACUUCCAGAUCCAUCUACUCCCAACUUAAAGAUUGAUUUGCUUCCAGAGAUAAGAGAACCCCCUCGGAUUCUUUCUGAGGUUGAUGCCGCUCUCAAAGCGAAACAGAUGAAGGCUGAUGUAGAUGAGUAUCUGAAGACAAGGCAACAGGGUUCUUCUUUUCUGUCUGAGCUGAAGCAAAGAUUACUCCUUUCCCCCAGUGAAGCUGCUUCUGCUGGUACCCGUUACAAUGUGCCAUUGAUAAACUCUCUUGUUCUUUAUGUUGGAAUGCAGGCCAUUCAGCAACUGCAAGCAAGAACGUCACAUUCACAAUCAACAGCAAAUGCUGUUCCCCUGGCUGUCUUCUUAGUUAGUGCUGCCCUGGAUAUAUUUCAAACUCUAAUUCUGGACCUAGACACUGAAGGACGCUACCUAUUUCUUAAUGCCAUUGCUAAUCAACUACGCUAUCCGAACAACCAUACACACUACUUUUCUUUCAUCCUACUGUACCUAUUUGCCGAGUCAAACCAGGAAAUUAUCCAGGAGCAAAUAACAAGAGUAUUGUUGGAACGCCUCAUUGUUAAUCGACCUCAUCCAUGGGGUCUUCUCAUUACCUUCAUUGAGCUAAUCAAGAAUCCUAGAUAUAGCUUCUGGAAUAGAGCCUUCAUAAGAUGUGCUCCGGAGAUAGAGAAGCUCUUUGAAUCUGUUGCAAGAUCUUGCGGGGGCUUAAAGCCUGUGGAUGAGAGUAUGGUCUCAGGCUGGGUUUCUGACAACACCCAUUAGGAUCUCCGGACAUGUAUACAGCUCUGUAUUUCAUUGAUGGAAUUGUAGACCAAAGAGAGUCGAUGUCUAGCCCAUGUAAAUACAUUGUGAUUGCUUCUUUUUUCUGAAAGCAUCAAUAGUUUCGGUUGUAUUUUAAUGUUUAGGGGUUUGAGUGUUGAAGACGUUGCUUGCACAUAUAGGUGUUACAUCGUUUGUGUUGUUUGCAGAUGGAAUUAUAUUUGAGCA